Theileria orientalis strain Shintoku is the source of this 642-nucleotide messenger RNA. RefSeq lists its product as hypothetical. NCBI's taxonomy places the organism in Eukaryota, Apicomplexa, Aconoidasida, Piroplasmida, Theileriidae. Gene Ontology annotation, biological process: transcription by RNA polymerase III. Gene Ontology annotation, molecular function: DNA binding. The transcript has 4 exons. The record is from RefSeq and is a predicted model, not a curated record. The coding region runs from base 1 to 642 and encodes 213 amino acids. Gene Ontology annotation, cellular component: RNA polymerase III complex.
AUGCUGGACUUGUUUGCCGACGAUGAGGAUGAAAAGGGGGAGGAUUCCAAGACUGAGCCGACGACUGAGACUGAUCAAAAGCCCGAAGAGGACUCGACCACCCUAGAUUCUUGCAGGGAUGCUGUUGAUAUCACGAGCAUUGAGGCUUUGGAGGAGCUUGCUGAAUUGAACCCGGAUUUGCUUCUUCCGUACAUCCUUCCGCUUAACAAAAAAUUCACAACCUUUUCUUACGUUUUUAUUCAGGAAACCCAUGAAAGUGUACAUGACAUUUUUAAUAAAGAGGGUGUGCAGUUUAUUCACGUUCAAAUGCCAAACACGCUGCCGUCCCUUAACAAGCAGGUUGAAACUAACGAUCACUUAGAAAAUGGGCAACUUGUGACAAACACGGUCUAUCAGUCUUCUAAAAUUGAGUGCUUGCCUUCAGGCAAACUUGGAAAGCUAAGAAUACACAAAAGUGGCAAGAUAAAUCUGCACAUUGAUGGCCACGAAUUCAAUUUCACAAAGGGAAGCAGUUCAACAUGCAAACAACAGGUCUGCUGUCACCUAGAAAAGAACAACGAGUUUUUAUUUCUGGGCAACUUCCACAACAGAUUCGUGGUCUCUCCAGACCUCUCGGAUCUUUCUGCAAACCAUUACACAUAG